Molecule: messenger RNA, 5180 nt
Organism: Anastrepha ludens (Mexican fruit fly)
Lineage: Eukaryota; Metazoa; Arthropoda; Insecta; Diptera; Tephritidae
Gene: chp
Product: chaoptin
Exons: 20
Coding region: 449-4468 (1339 amino acids)
Molecular function (GO): protein binding
Source: RefSeq, a predicted model, not a curated record
ACGGAGCAGACAAGUAUCAGAACGACAGUUGAAGUGAUGAGGUCCGGACGUGUCUCAGUAUAAAAUAGAAGACCAAAAAAAUUUAGUGCACAUUUGCCAAGUUGCAUAAAAAACACACACGUGCAUACAAAAAAAUAGAAUAUCUAAAUUUGUGAAAAAAUCCUGAAGUGUCCUGUUUCAAUAACGGAAGUACAUACAUACAUCCGGUGUAGUAAAUGCAAUGCAAAGGGAGUAAUAAAAAGAGGAGCACGAAAUUCCCAUCAGAAUAAAAAAGAAAGUUGCACAUAUUAAUGCAAAAAAGUGUUGUAUCCUUUUGAGGGAAAUUCGAAACGCAACGACUUGCUAGCGACAGUUAAAAGUGGUUGAAAAAUUUUGAGGAUUGGAAAAGAAAUGCAUAUAAUCUGAAGGCUAAUGCUGUUCACAGUGUAAAACGAAGAAAAAAUUUACAAUGGGGCUAGAAUUCUUUUUCAAAUUCGGCUAUGCGUUCCUCAUCAUAACGCUUAUGAUAAUGAUAUGGAUGUCUUUGGCGCGCGCCUCGAUGCAUAUGCAUGAAAUGGACGAAAUGCGCUAUCCGCCUUGCACACAAAACGCACUCUGCACGUGUUCGAAAUCAUCGACGGAUCUGGGCGUUGUGCACUGCAAGGAUGUGCCAUUUCCGGCGCUGCCCAAAAUGGUGAACGAAUCAAAGGUUUUUAUGCUACAUAUGGAAAAUACGGGUUUGCGCGAAAUUGAACCUUACUUCCUGCAAUCGACAGGCAUGUAUCGCUUGAAAAUAUAUGGCAAUCACCUGACGGAAAUACCCGACGAUGCCUUUAUGGGGUUGGAACGUUCACUCUGGGAGCUGAUAUUGCCGCAAAAUGAUCUUGUUGAGAUACCGUCAAAAUCGUUCCGUCAUCUACAGAAGUUGCGUCAUCUUGAUUUGGGUUAUAAUCACAUAACACAAGUGCAACACGACUCAUUUCGUGGCCUCGAAGACUCACUGCAAACGCUGAUUUUACGCGAUAAUUGCAUUUCCAUGCUGAUGGCACAUAGCUUUUCUGGUCUACUCAUAUUGGAAACAUUGGAUUUGAGUGGCAACAAUCUUUUUGAAAUUGAUCCUAAUGUCUUUGUGGAUGGUAUGCCCCGCCUAACCAAGCUAUUACUGACCGAUAAUAUUCUCUCCGAGAUACCAUAUGAUGCGCUCGGCCCGUUGAAAACUUUGCGAACCCUGGACAUAUCACACAAUGUGAUAUGGUCCUUGAGUGGCAACGAUACGUAUGACAUUAAAUCCACCACAAAGCUUAAUUUGGACAAUUUGCACUUGGAAUAUAAUCACAUCGAUAUGUUGCCACCAAAUUCGUUUAAGAAUUUCGACAUUGUGAACAGGACAUUCUUCGAUGGUAAUCCCAUACACACGCUGAGGGAGGAUGCUUUCAAACCGGCUAAAAUACGUGAGAUCUAUAUGCGUUACUGUGGCCUGACGAACAUCUCGCCAGUGGCAUUCGAUAGUUUGGUCAAUAGUCUGCAGAUACUGGAUUUGUCGGGCAACAACUUAACGCAUUUACACCACAAAUUAUUUAACAAUUUCGAUGUGCUAAGAGUUAUUAGUCUACGCGAUAACAAAAUUAAGAUCGAACAACCUUUGGAGACUUUCAACGCCAUGCAGUAUACCCUGCUGAAAUUGGAUUUGAGCGGCGACAAGAAUGACCCGACAAAUCUACAAACGCUACGCAAUAUGACCAGAAUGCGAAAUAUGCGCUCGUUGUCAAUGUCGCGCAUGGGUAGCGCCACUUCGAUAGGUCCGGAUGAUUUCAAGGAUUUCGGUGUUGAAUUAGAGGAUUUGCAAAUCACACGCGCCACACUCGCCACAAUACAAUCGCAUGCUUUCAAACAUGUACGUGGACUUAAACGUUUGGAUUUUAGUGAGAAUGGCAUACAAACAAUUGAAAAUGAUGCAUUUCAUGAGAUUGGGCACUCACUUAUAUCGCUAAAAAUUUCACAUGGCUUCACCGGCGCUGCGCUACCGGCCGAUCCGUUGCGACAUUUGACGUCACUGCAAGAAUUGGACUUCAGCAAUAAUAAAAUUACUAGCAUGAGUGAUACCAGUUUCCAUUUUUUGAAGAAUUUGCGCCUACUAGAACUGCACGAUAAUCGCAUCGAACAGGUCAUGAAGGGCACAUUUCAGGGUGAUAUACAUUCGAAGCUAGAGGAAAUAUCAUUGCGUUUCAAUCAUCUAACUCAAAUAUCACAGCAUACUUUCUUCGAUCUGGAGGCUUUACGCAAAUUGCAUCUGGAUGAUAACAAAAUAGAACGUGUCGAACGAAGAGCUUUUAUGAAUCUGGAUGAAUUGGAGCAUCUCAGUUUGCGUGGCAAUAAAUUAAAUAACUUGGCUGAAGAAUCGUUUCAGAAUUUACCCAAAUUAGAAAUCCUCGAUAUGGCCUUCAAUAAUUUACCAAAUUUCAAUUUCGACUACUUUGACCAAGUGGGUACUUUAUCUAAUUUGAAUGUGAAUGUGAGCCACAAUCAAAUCAAAAUGUUAAUGUACAACAGUUCAUGGACGGGUCGGAAUGAUCAUGGUGAGUAUACGAGUAUGAGUAUGAUAUUUAUCUGUAAAACAAUUACACAAAAUGAGUAUUUAUCCACAGGUUCAAUGUAUCACUCAAAUAUUAAAUUACUUGACUUAUCACACAAUAACGUCUCUUUAAUACAUCCGGGCUAUUUCCGGCCCGCGGAAAUUUCGUUGACCCACCUAUACAUGGGUUACAAUUCGUUGAUGAAUGCCACGCGUGAUGUCUUCGGCAACAUGCCACAUUUACAAUGGCUGGAUCUGUCUUAUAAUCGUAUACGUGAGCUGGACUUUGAUGCAUUUAAAAAUACCAAACAGCUGCAGCUUAUUUAUCUGGAUCACAAUUACUUAACAGACAUUCCUCAAGACAUCUUCAAACCCAUUUACGCUUUGCGCGUCGUCGAUAUGUCACACAACCAUUUACGUGGCUUACCCGAUAAUCUCUUCUAUAAUGGCGGCAUGGAAAAAAUGGACGUCUCGCACAAUAUGUUGCUCAAAAUACCUUCAUCGUCCCUAUCCAGCUUAGCCGCUUUGACAUUGUGUGAGUUGCACUUAUCCAAUAAUUUCAUCUCGACCAUACAUAGCAUGGAUUUGUCAAAUAAAUUUAGGUCCCUUCGCUAUCUUGACAUCUCCUACAAUUACCUGUUGCGCAUUGAUGACGCAGUUUUCGCCACUAUGCCACGUCUCGCUGUGCUCGAUCUAUCACACAAUCGUGAUCUAAAAGUGAUGGACAAAUCCUUUAUGGGUUUGGAGAAUUCGUUAAUUAAACUGGGCAUGGAAAAUGUUUCUUUGAGCACUAUACCCGUAAUACGUUUAAAGUACUUGCGUGAAUUGCGCUUGGGCUAUAAUGAAUUGCCAUCGAUACCUCAAGAAUUGGCCUUCAAUAUGAGUAAUCUGCGUAUGAUCGAUUUGUCCAAUAAUGACUUAACUAAUGUACCACUAAUGACGCAAUCACUGCCGCAUUUAAGAAAACUGAUGCUCUCGGGAAAUCCCAUUACCUCGCUGAAUAACAAUAGUUUCGAUGGUGUCAAUGAGGAUUUGGAAAUGUUGGACAUCUCCAAUUUCCGCUUGCACUAUUUCGAAUAUGGUUGCUUGGAUUCAUUGCCACAUUUGCGUUCGCUCAAACUUACCGCCUAUUCACAUUUGGAACAUUUCAAUAUACCACAUUUACUGCGACAUCAUCAUAAUAUACGUGAACUAUGGAUUGAGGCACCACAGCCAUUUACGCGCAUAAUAAAGAAAGGUUCAGGCGCAAAUCAAGACAUACAGCAAGUGCAAAUGGGUCAACCUACUGAUUUGGGUCGCGAAAUGGAGGGUUAUUUGCCGUCCAAGCUGACGAAUAUCACUUUCAGUGGUCCACAGUUUAGUAGCCUUAAUGAGCGUAUUUUGAAGGGCAUGCGUUCACCAUAUUUGUAUAUGCAACUAUUUAAUACUACGCUUAAGGAGAUACCGACAAAUUUCUUCAAAAAUGUGGGACGCGUGCGUAAUAUCUCACUAGACAUACGUUAUAACAAUCGUAUACUGAAAAAGAUACCCAAUCCGAAUACUGGUAAUGUGCCGUAUUUGCCAAAUAGCGUUUUUCUAACAGACCUAAAAAUGUCCGAUACAGAUUUGAAUUGUGAUUGCGAUUUAGGAUGGGUAGAGUUUUGGCAACGCAAACGGCGGCAGUAUAUUUGCUCUUCACAAACUUGGACCGACACCGUAUUUAGAACGUUUAUGAAUUCACCAUGUCAAGUUUAUGGUCGACAUAAUUGCGAUGAACAUGACGAUGAUUUGCGUGAGACGCGCUGUGAUAACAAAGGCGGACAGCAAUUAAUGGAAGCACUCAAAUUCGAUUUGGAAUGCGGUUGGGAUAAUGCAGGGUGCCGUGAAACCUUCAUACUCCUCAUAACGGGAUUACUAAUGAUUGUAUUUUGGAUGUGACUGCUGAGAUGCGCAUUCAAAGUAUCGGCUGACUUUUACAAAACCCUAGAGAAGGUAUACGGAGAUAGUCCGGUUUAAAGAGAAUAUUUUACAAAUAUUGUAAAGCAAAGAGAUCACUAUGAAAGAAAGACAAAGCAGAGUUGAUGUGAGGAGAGGAUAAAGAGAAUAAUUAACAAGUGUGCUGAAACAAAUAAGCGAUGCCACCAAUCUCUAACAACCCCACCACCAAAAGCGCAAUUCCUGGACCUCAGCUGAAAUUGGUUAUGUAGUUUUUUAGAAAUAUUGCAUUUGUAUGUUUGUUUUGUAGUUCAACCGAUAAUUGGAUGUGCUGGAUUAACUUACCUCAAUUGAAUUUUUAAUGAGGACAAUUUUUUUUUUAAUUCGCCAAAUUUAAUUAAAAUAUUUAAUUGAAUAACAGUAAUAAUAUAAAAACACUUUUAACACGAAUGAAAAUUUCAUGCAACUUAACGUAUACACAUACAUAUGCACUAUAAUAACUAAACCAACAUGGCUUUUUAGCUCUAAUCCCAGAACAAUGGUAUAUUGUUAUUAAGUUUUCUUUUUCAAUUAAGCCUCCUUGUUUUUUUUUUAUCGCUUGUGCACUGUCAGUGAAUGUCAAAGUUUUAUGCUGCGUAUUACUUAAAUAAUUUUAAUGACAUAAUUUGUAAAUUUUUUCGUAUUUCUAAUAAAUAUUUUAAGACAAAAAAAACUG